Molecule: messenger RNA, 2099 nt
Organism: Corylus avellana
Lineage: Eukaryota; Viridiplantae; Streptophyta; Magnoliopsida; Fagales; Betulaceae
Product: UDP-glycosyltransferase 73B3-like
Molecular function (GO): UDP-glucosyltransferase activity
Source: RefSeq, a predicted model, not a curated record
UCUCUCUCUCUCUCUUCAAAUUCGUUUACUUCGUAAUAAAGCAUUCUUUCUUCUUUCUUCUAUAAAACUCGUUGAGCAGAGGUGUCUCUCAGAAUAGAAGAUGACUAAUCACUGCAGCAAACCAAAGAUGUCGAGUGAGAUCUGGGUCGCUCCCUUUUUCGGGCUAGGCCAUCUCCUCCCCUGCAUGGAGCUAUGCAAACACAUCGCCUCCAGAGGCUUCAAAACCACCCUCGUCAUCUCCUCCAACCUCUCCGUCUCCAUCCCCUCCUCUUUCACCCAACACCCUCUCAUCCAAAUCCUCGAAAUCCCCUCGCCUCCGCCUCAGCCUCCUUCGCCGGGCUCCGACCCCAUGCUCCAGCACCGUAGACACCACAGCCAGAUGGCUUCAGGCCUGGUAGAACUCCUCUCGGCCCGACCCGACCCGGAUAGACCCUUUUGUGCCAUCCUCGACGUCUUGAUGGGCUUUGCCUUUGAAGUUUUCCACAAGUUUCAGGUUCCAACGGUUGCUUUCUUCACCUCUGGCGCGUGCUCUGCGGCCAUGGACUACGCCACGUGGAAGGCCCACCCUGAAGAUAUUCGACCCGAUGAGGUCCGGUUACUCCCCGGUUUACCCGAAGACAUGGCGCUCACGUAUUUGGACCUCAAACGACGGCCUCAUGGUCCACCUAGGCCGCCGCCAGACAAUGGCGGCGCACCUGGUUUGGGUGCUGGUUUUCCUCCACCACCGGGUCUUGGGUCGAAGAAAAUGGGCCCACCCAAACCUGGUAAACAGCCAAUGUGGAUGGAGGCGGCGGAGGUCGCAAUCACAUUGUUGAUCAACACGUGUGACGAUCUGGAGCGUGCAUUUAUCGACUACAUCACUCAUCAAAUCGGAAAGCCGGUCUGGGGUGUAGGUCCGCUUAUGCCCGAGCAAUACUGGCGGUCCGCAGGCUCACUUCAAGACCGUGAAAUAAGAACCAAUCGACGAUCGAGCGUCACCGAGGACGAGGCGAUCCAGUGGUUGGAUUCGAAGCCACGUGGGUCAGUGCUAUACGUGUCAUUCGGUAGUGAGGUGGGUCCUACCAUGGAAGAGUACCCACAAUUAGCUGGCGCCUUGGGAGAAUGGACCGGGCCAUUUAUAUGGGUAAUCCAACCUGAUGCAGGUAGAUCGGGUCCCCCACCUGCGUUCACUGGGGAGCAAGGGCAACCCGAAGAGGGAUAUUAUCCACAUGGGUUGGAAAGCAAAGUGGGCGAAAGGGGUUUGAUAAUACGCGGAUGGGCACCACAGCUGUUGAUACUGAGCCAUCCAUCAACGGGUGGAUUUCUAUCGCAUUGUGGGUGGAACUCAACGGCUGAAGCGAUUGGGCGUGGGGUGCCCUUUUUGGCAUGGCCGAUAAGGGGAGACCAAUACUAUAAUGCCACAUUGGUGGUGAGGCAUCUGAAGGUGGGGUAUAAUGUGGCUAAAGAUUUAUCGAAAACGGUUAAAAAGGAGGAUAUUGUGAAAGGAGUGGAGAGGCUAAUGGGGGACGAAGACGUGCAUGAAACGGCGGCAAGGCUUCGCGCCAAGUUUGAGAAUGGUUUUCCAGCGAGUUCGGAGGCCGCAUUGGAUGCUUUUGUGGAUUUUAUUAGCCAAAAGGAUAAAUAAGUAAAUCACAUUUUGUAUGUGAUGGUAAUAAAGUCUACCUUGUAGACAAACCGACUCGCUUGGAACGUGAAGGCAAAAAAGCGCUAGAAAACAAAGAGGGUAAGCAAUUCCAUUUGCUCAAAUAGUAUUUCGUUGCUACAUCGAAUGCCAUCACCUCCCUCCCUACCUUGAGAGUUACUCGGUCUUUGGCUUUCUUUUGUUGGAAUAACCAAACCGCAACAUGCACAUUCAUACGACUGAGAAGGAGUCCUUUGCCGUCCAUGGCAUCAUCAAGAGCACCUUCUCCUCGUUCUAAUUGAAUUAGUUACGCUAGUGAACUGGCAAACACGAGCUAGAAAAGUAAUACCUUUGCGUCAUUAGUUUUUUUGGUUAAUAUGCCCUAUUCAUUACUACUCCAUUUGUAAUAUCUUCUUUAAAAAAUGUCAGCCGUAUCGAAUCUUUCAUCAAGAAAUUUGUAGCAAAAUAAUUUGGAGCU